Messenger RNA from Dimorphilus gyrociliatus, 1729 nucleotides. The record is from the annotation of a GenBank genome assembly. Lineage: Eukaryota; Metazoa; Annelida; Polychaeta; Dinophilidae.
CCUUUUCCGGUAUUUGGUUUUUCCACAGAAACCAAAGGUAAACUAUUUUAUUAGAUUCGAUUUGAUUAGCAUCUUUGUCUGAUGACGAUAUGAUAUGAGUAAGAGAAAGAUAUUCAAACAAACUUCGAUUAAAGAUCACGUAAAUAAACGCCCCAGAAUUUUACCAUCGGAAGAAACGAAAAUACAAAUAAGAUCCGGUGAAGACAAUCAAAUUACAAUGGCAACUUCUUCAUAUCUAACAAGAGAGGAUCAUGGUAUAAGCGAUUCUGAUGAAGAAACCCAGCCAAUCGAUAGUCAUGAUGACACGGAUGAAGAUGAUAGUAGUAGCGAUGAAUACGAUAAUAACGAGCAGAGUUUAAGGAAAUUAGGAGAGGAAGGAAUUCCUAUUCAAUUUGGUUGUGAAAAUGAAAUUUUAUGUAUGCCAGGAGCCGAUAAAAAUUAUAGGCAUGAUGAUUAUGUAAAAAUGCCCACUGAGUCACGAAGGUGGACCGAGAUUACAAAUCAAUUAAAAAAUGUUAAUGAUUUUUGUAGUUUUAAGAAGGCCGUGAAAAAGUAUUUUAACGACAUUAACGGUACAAGUUUGAAUUUUGAAGCUUUAAAAGAGUUUUUGAAGCAAUAUUCAAAAAGGAGGGAAACCCUUGGUAAAAUUGUUCGGUUGGCUCUGGAGCUGAGAAACUAUAAAAUUCCCUAUCUUAAGAGUGGAACAAAAAAAUGCAUUACGCUUGGCCAAUACAGCAUCGCAUGCUUGUUAGCUAAUGCUUUCUGUUGUACUUUUGAGCAGUCAAAACAGGAUAACUGUCCAAAUAUUAAUUUCUCUCAUCUUUUCUUUUGUGAUGAUCAAGGACCAGACAUGCAAAGAAAAUUGGAAAAAUUGAGGUGUAUUUUCAAUUAUUUUGAUCGAAUUAUUGAUAGGAAGGACGAAGGUGGCAUGGAAACUUACAUAACAUUUGACAGACGCCAUGUUACGAGUGAUAUGAUUCCUAAUUGGGAAACAAGUUCUGCUAAAAUUGGUUCAGAAAAAUUUUUUGUUACACACAAAGAAAUUCAUCAAUCAGAUUAUGCUGUAGUUGAUUUUGCGAAUAAAUAUAUAGGAGGAGGUGUUCUUGGCAGAGGACUCGUUCAAGAAGAGAUAAUGUUUUUACAGAAUCCUGAAUUGAUUGUUUCAAGACUAUUUACCCAAAGAUUAGAAAGUACAGAUUGCUUAGUUAUUACCGGAUUUGAAAAUUUCAAUAAAACUACAGGAUACGCGUCAACUUUCAAAUUUGAUGAAAAAUCGGACGAUAAAACACAUACAUAUCAACUAUGCAAAGAUAUGAAACAACGUUUUUCUCAAACAAUCGCCAUUGAUGCUCUACCCUUUAGAGACCCUAGUGACCAAUAUAAACAUGCAAACCUAAAACGGGAAUUGAAUAAAGCUUUUGUUGGUUUUCAUGAACCACAUGAAAAAAGCGUUGCUUUAGCCACCGGAAAUUGGGGCUGUGGAGCUUUUAAAGGAGAUAGGGAAUUAAAAUUUUUAAUACAAUUAAUGGUAGCCACCGAAACUAAAAGAGAGAUUUACUAUUCAACUUUUAACGAUAAAAGAUUCGAAAAGAAACUAAGAAGUAUAUACAAUAAAUUGAAGAGCAAUCGCAAAGAAGUGAAAGAUAUUUAUAAAUACAUUAUAGACUUUGGACCUGAAGUGUUCAGGAAUGAAGCACAUAUCUUUCGAUUUAUUGAAGAAAACCUUUGA